Molecule: messenger RNA, 1366 nt
Organism: Cebus imitator (Panamanian white-faced capuchin)
Lineage: Eukaryota; Metazoa; Chordata; Mammalia; Primates; Cebidae
Product: translation initiation factor IF-2-like
Exons: 5
Coding region: 1-864 (287 amino acids)
Source: RefSeq, a predicted model, not a curated record
AUGCCCUUCCACCAGUUCUUCCCAUGCCUCUGUCCUGUCUACGGACCCAUGGCCAAAAGCCAGACAGAGGGGGGCAAAGGUCUUUCCUCAGACCGGCGUGAAGCGGCUAUCACCUCCUUCCGGAGGGAACCUUCCCCUUUCUCCACAGGGCUCCCGGGACCACCGGGAAGCCCGCGCCCCACCGACCGGCCCGAGGUCAGGUCCGACGGCACCAACGGCGAGGCGGCCACGAGCGACCCCGCCGCCCCGAAGCAAACGACGCAGGCCGUCCUGGCCCGGCGCGAGCAGCGCGGGAGGCCAGCAGGCCCGAGCCCGCGUUACGCGGGCCGCGCCGCGAGCCCCCGCCGGCCGCCCAGCGCCGUCCGCCGCCCCGAACGGCACCGGUCCUCACCUGAGACGCUAGGCCGCACGCCACCCCCGCCGGCCGUCAGCCCGCUGCCGUCGCCCGCUCCCCGGGCUGCCUGCGCGGCGCCGGGGCCCGCCCGCCGCUCCCCCGAUCUCACAGGCCGCGCUCGCCCGCGGGCACCGCCGGCAGCCGCCGCCGCCGCUGCCGCCGCCACUGCUUCGGCUCUUCGGCUGCGGGAGAACAGAACAAACAGCCCUGCUGCCGCCGCCGCCGCCGCCGCCGCCGCCAGCGCACUGACGUCACCGCGCACGCUGCGCGCGCGGCCCCGCACCACUGCCGCCUCCCGGUGUGCGCGCUCCGCCCCCGUGCCCGGCGCGAACAAGCUCCGAAAAGACCGUGGUUGCGAGAAUAUUGAAAUUUGUGAAUAUCUUCUGGCCCCUAAUUUUGCACCCCUGGCGAUUAUGCAGAAGAUGAUCAGAAAUGGAAAAAAGAACAGGAAGGUAUCCAGGGCUGGGUGAAUAGGUAUUAACAACUAGUUUGUUGUUACUGGGGUUUUUGGUUUUUUAAGGGAACCAGAAUGUAUCCAUUAUAAGCUGUCCUUCCCUGUAGUUACCUUGUCUCGUUGCAUUAUCCACUUAAUUUAUCAUUGUUGCUGACAAUUAAUGUUUUUGGAAGUAAUUGGAGCUGCUGCUUUACAAGUCACAUAAUAAAACCUGUCACUCUACUGUAGAGUCACAAUUUAGACAAAAUUACGUAUCCAGGUUGUUAACUAGACCCAACUAGAUGGCUUUUGGCCAUUGCUACAAAUUAAAUUCAACCUGGAGAGCAUAUUCAGGCAGUAAAGGCACUUCCAAAAGCUGUCUCCAGAAAUCUUUUAGGACGGCAAUGUCUCAUUCUUUUUGUCUUCCAUAGUGCUUACCCUAACUCCACAAAGAUAGCUCCAAUGUUUAUCUGGUUGUGUCACUUUAAUAAAAAUAGUCUUGUUACUUCAUGGUUCACAUGUUAUUUAUUUAUGAGACA